UUUGCCUUUUCUUUGUCGAGCAGAUCGAUUUUUCCAUGGCAUCGAGGAGCUGAGCCAGCAAGAAGGAGCGCUCCAUCGAUCGUUCCGCACAUUUCCACCGCAUCGAUCACGGCUCCACCUCUGUAACUCCGAGCCUUGAGGGACUACUCAUUUUGAGUUAAACAAGGGCAUAAAGUGAUCGGAGUCCAAAAUUGUGGGGAUGCAGAGGCAAAGUACACCUAAGCACAGGCAUGAUGGAACUUCACCUCUGCCUUUGGGUAUGGAUUGGAGCCCUCCUCCUCGUGUUUGGCCUUGGAUUCCCAUUGACGGUGCUAACAAUCAAUCCUGGGGUGGGAGAGAGACUGUUUGGCCUCAUGAUCCUCGGACUGGAUGGAGUUAUUGUGUCACGAUACCCUCCUGGAUUGUACUUGCCAAAUCAAAAGAUUCUGACCCUACCGUGUUUUACAGGGUUCAAGUUGGUCUUCAAUCACCAGAAGGAAUUACAACAACCAGAACUGUUUUGAGAAGAUUCAACGAUUUCUUAAAAUUGCAUGCUGCUAUUAAACGAUCCUUUCCACAGAAAAAUGUUCCGCCAACUCCCCCCAAAGGACUUCUGAGGAUGAAAACUAAGGCAAUGCUUGAAGCGAGGAGGGGUUCUCUUGAGGAGUGGAUGACAAAGUUACUCUCUGACAUUGACUUGUCACGAAGUAUGCCUGUUGCUUCUUUUCUCGAGCUGGAGGCUGCCGCUAGAGCAUCAUUCCAAGAUGAGAACCAGCAUGGCUUGGAUCCGAAUAGUUCUGUGAGUAUGGUGGAAUCAUCUCAUCAUGUUGAUCCAAAUUCAAGCUUGUCUGCAACAGCAGGCAGUUCCUCAAUGGCGUCGGAUUAUGGCAGUGAUACAGCUUAUGAGGCAUCCGAGGUUGGUACUACAAGCCUUGGAAGGGAUAACAACUCUGAAGUAGGGUUGGAUGAUCUGACGCUUUAUGAUGAUGUAUCAAGUCCAGUAGACAAGUUUGUGAAGUAUGGCAUGACAAAUAUUGACGAGGGAUUGUCUAUGGGGCAUGCUAUUCUAGAGAAACUUGAAAAUUUUCCUAAGCAUAAGCUGCAUCCCAGAGAUAUUCAUAGUAGUUCGGAGCACAAGGUUAGUAAUGGAAGCUCUUCUAAAGCCUCUCAUCAUAUGGAGGAUACAAUUGAACACAGAUCUGAGCCGGAACAUGGGCUAGUGGUUCCCCAUGUUCGAAAACUAUCAAAUGAAAGCAUUGGAAGUGACAGAAGUUCGCAGAGAGGCAGUGAAUUGUCGAAUAUAUUAUUUCCAAAUUCGAAUGGGCAUGGGAUUCUUGACUUUAGAAGCGGGAUGGAGAUCUCCAAUAUUGGAACUGUUGAAGACUCAGAUUUUAAACUUCCAGAUAACAUACAUCUAUUGGUCCCAAUGGAGCAGCGCCAGAAGUUGAAUAGAGUGCUUAUGACAUUGCAGCGAAGGCUGAUCACUGCAAAAACUGAUAUGGAGGAUCUUAUAUCAAGGUUGAAUCAGGAAAUUGCAGUGAAGGAAUAUCUUACGACCAAGGUCAAGGAUUUGGAAGUGGAGCUUGAGACAACUAAGCAAAAGAGUAAAGAGAAUCUUGAACAAGCAUUAUUAACUGAAAGGGAAAGGGUGACCCAAAUGCAAUGGGACAUGGAGGAGCUUAAGCAACGGGCAAUGGAAAUGGAAUUGAAGUCGAGUACUCAAAAGGCCCACACUCAGUCGGACAAUUCAGCAGGUAAUCGACAACAGGAUGAUGUGCUCCAUGAGGAGUUGGAUUCCGUAAAGCAGCAGUUUGUGGACUUGUUGAAGCGAUAUCAAGACCUGGAGCUGCAAUCAAAAUCUGAUAUGAAAGUUCUUGUUAAAGAAGUUAAAUCUCUAAGAAGUUCACAGGCAGAACUUAAGCAACAGCUUAAGGAGGCACUCAGUGAAAAAUCCGAAGCACAGGAACUUCUUCAAGAAGAAAGAGAGAGGAAAGAGCAAUCAAAAUCUUCCUUGAUGAAUCUGCUCGAUAAAUGCAAGACUAUUUAUGAUCAGCUUCAGGAUUGUAGCAAUGAUUAUUUAAAGUCCCCGGGAGGAGACGAACAACAGAGACAUUCCUCAUCGUUGUUGGAUUGCAAUGAUCUUGUUGGCAUACCUGACGAUCAAAUUGACCUUUUUGCCAAGGUUCAGCGUUUAGCCGAGGAUGAUCUCAACGCUGGUUCAACCUCAGAUCGAGCUGUGGACGACACAGAUGAUUGCAUCGGGUCUGUGGACAGGGAGUUGAGGAAGAUGCUUGUGAGAAUCCUAGUCGAUAACGGUGUAUUGAGAAAACAGAUGAACUCUCUUAUGUUGCGCGGUGUUAAAACAGGUGAUCCCGACUCCAAUAGUCCCGAUGUAAGUGUAACAUAGCAGUAGAAGCAUGUUUGUAAAUUGAGUUUUAGGUGUCCUGUAGUAUUGGGGCUUCAUACCAUAGCUCGUUCCUCGCAGCAGCUCGACUCAUUCACACGAGAAUAACCGGCGUCGCGCAUAAUUACAGACCCUUUUUUUUAUGGUGUUGUAUAUGAUGAUGAUGAUGAUGAUGAUGAUGAACUGUUUUGGCUUACAAUCAUUAUUCACUGGUCUUCGUGUUGUG
This is a messenger RNA of Andrographis paniculata, 2609 nucleotides long. RefSeq names its product PX domain-containing protein EREL2-like. The record is from RefSeq and is a predicted model, not a curated record. Gene Ontology annotation, biological process: protein transport. The transcript is spliced from 12 exons. Gene Ontology annotation, molecular function: phosphatidylinositol binding. The coding region runs from base 200 to 2386 and encodes 728 amino acids. NCBI's taxonomy places the organism in Eukaryota, Viridiplantae, Streptophyta, Magnoliopsida, Lamiales, Acanthaceae.